AGUAGUACAUAUUUUCUCUAUUAAUCAUCUAUAUCACAAUGUAAGAACAAUAGGGAGACUUUAUGAUGUCACUUUCGGUGUGUCAACGUGACACAGCCAACUCCUUCAAUCACUGAAAAGAAACUGAUUGCAGGAGUGAAUAAGGGAGUCAUGCUACUUAGGUCAGAAAGAAACCUUUAAAGAAACUAAAGCAAAACCAAAACAGAAAUGACAAAUCUUUCUACAGGAACCAAGUGGAAGUGCAACAAUCAAGACACAGAGAAAGGGAAGUGGAGCCUUGCUUGAACAGCAGUUAAAUUUUUUUUGUGCAAACUCUGCUGCAAAAACACUUUCCCGACAUGGACCCCUCCAUCAAGAUCUUCCCUUCAGAAGCCCCCGAGGAGUUAGACGGCGGGACAACAGUGGCGUGUGUUAUACUGGGUCUUUCCUUCCUGGUUGGAGUUCCAGGGAACCUGCUAGUAAUCUGGACUAUCCUGAGGCAUGUCAAGCAGCGCUUUCACACUGUGGUCCUCAUCCUUCACCUGGCAGUGGCAGAUACGAUGGUCCUCAUCACUCUCCCUGCCUGGAUCUACUCCCUGGUGCACACUUUUGAGUUUGGAUUGGUAGUUUGCAAUAUCUUAAUCUGUGUUAUCACUGUGUGCAUGUUUAGCAGUAUUUUCUUCAUCACUAUUAUGAGCGUGGAACGCUAUCUAGCCAUCUGCCAUCCAUUUCUAAUGAUGCGCUGGAAGACUGAAAAGAAUAUGAAUGGAUGUAUUGCAUUUUUGUGGCUUCUUGCGCUUCUUCUUGGACUGUCUGAUGUUUUAACCAAGACCUUGGCUGGAAGCGAGCAAAACGAGCAGUGCUUCGUCAGAGACUUCAACAAUGAUACUCUAGAAAUUGUCUUCUUAUGCCUGCAGACGUUGCUGGGCUUUGUGCUGCCUUUCAUUACACUAAGCAUCUGUUACUGUCUUGUGGCUGCGCAGCUCAAGAAAAUGAAAUUUAAUUCAAAACAGAAAUCCAAAGUUCUCAUUCACACUGUAGUGCUUGUUUUCCUCCUGUGCUGGUUACCCUACCACGUUAUUAAUAUCAUUGAUGUCGUUUGCAUUUUGGGGACAGACACAGGGCAUGGGUGUGUACCAGAAAGUUUUGUCUUCAGCUCUGGUGCCCUGGUUUUUAUCAGCAGCUCAGUGAAUCCUGUAUUAUACGUCUUCUUCGCAAGGAACUUCAGAGGCAGUCUUGGAGAGUCUGGUCUGGUCAAACUGUUUCAGGAACUGGCCUCAAACACAAAUAGACUCAAGGACUUCGCAUUACAGCAGCAGAAGGACCAGAGAUCAGCAGAAACAGAGCUCACGUCUACAACUUUCAAAUAAAAAUGUUGUUGGGGGUAGAACUCCAGCUAUGGGAAAACUGGACUGAGAAGCGAAUGUUUUCUGUUGUACUGACACCAAAUGUGAUCUAAGAAGUUUGGCAUUAAUAUUGAGUUGCACUUCUCUUUACUAC
This is a messenger RNA of Gambusia affinis (western mosquitofish), 1479 nucleotides long. RefSeq names its product leukotriene B4 receptor 1-like. NCBI's taxonomy places the organism in Eukaryota, Metazoa, Chordata, Actinopteri, Cyprinodontiformes, Poeciliidae. The coding region runs from base 339 to 1349 and encodes 336 amino acids. The transcript is spliced from 2 exons. The record is from RefSeq and is a predicted model, not a curated record. Gene Ontology annotation, biological process: G protein-coupled receptor signaling pathway. Gene Ontology annotation, cellular component: membrane. Gene Ontology annotation, molecular function: G protein-coupled receptor activity.